This is a messenger RNA of Medicago truncatula (barrel medic), 1436 nucleotides long. RefSeq lists its product as uncharacterized. The record is from RefSeq and is a predicted model, not a curated record. Lineage: Eukaryota; Viridiplantae; Streptophyta; Magnoliopsida; Fabales; Fabaceae. The coding region runs from base 300 to 1142 and encodes 280 amino acids. The transcript has a single exon.
AUACAUGCAAAUUACAAAACAACGGCCCACGUCACACCUGAUCAAUCAUCUGUAUUAUUAUAUGUUGCUUCUUUUGCUUUGACAUUGCUUUCGUCUUCUUUUGACGAGCAAAUAACAAAGAAACUUUUUUCUCUUUCUCUAGAAGAAUAAAGAUAGCUUUGGAAUUUAUCGAAUCUUCAUUCAUUCUUUCCUUCAUAUAAAGACAACUACACCAAACCCACUACCAUAGCAUAAACACUUACCAAACAUUCAAACUUCAAACACUAUCUUUCCCUCUUUCUAUUUUCAGCAACUACAAUAUGCCACAACUAGAUUUCGAAACCCUAGUUUCCGCCUUAUCCGGCGUCGCCAACGACAGCAAAGUCGCUUGCGAACCAACGGAUGAAGCGGAAGACUCACCGCCGGAAUCAUUCUGGCUCUCUAACGACGCUGAAUACGACUGGUGGGACAGAAACGCCGUCUACGAACGAAACGAAUCAACAAAAGCAAGCUCAAUUUCUAUAAACCCUAACUCCGCCUCAAACUCUCAACGAUUCUCCAAGAAUUUGAAGAAAUCCAAAGCCACAACAAUCAUCGGUUUACCGAAAUCUCAGAAAGCUUCGUUCGCAGAAGCUAGAGGUUGCCGUCGUAAUCAUCAUAAACCGGGAAACACUAGGUUGUUUCCGAAACGAAGCGCGUCGAUCGGAGGAAAAUCUGAUUCUACUGUUUUUGAACCUUCUUCGCCGAAGGUUUCGUGUAUAGGUAGAGUGAGAUCGAAACGUGGACAUAAUCGAAGGUUGAGAACUCGUCAGAGAUCGAUUUCUUCCACUGCUACUGGCGUCUCCGCCGCCGGCGUUGUAAGACAGAAAUCUUCACGUAGUACUCAAAGAAAGAAGAAAACUGGUUUCAUCGAAAGUGUUUGCUCGAUUUUCAGGAGUCACCGGAGAGAGAAAACUGUUCAGAAAUCGAAUCCUCCGGUGGAAGAUUCUUCAACGAAGAAGAAGAGAAACAAUGGAAGAAAAACGCGGGAAGGAAGUACGGUGAGUAGAACGGUUGAAGAUACGGUUCACAGUGAACCGGCCGGUUUGGGUUCGAUGAACCGGUUUGCAUCAGGGCGGCGGUCCGAGUCAUGGGGAGUAGGUGAAAUUGAAAACCACGUGUGAAUUCGGUGGCAGCCACGUGUGGGGUCCAAUUUCAGCGUGUGUUCGUUGGGCUCGAAGUUUUGAAUAGGUUGUUAGGAUGGUGACGUGGCACGUAGAAUAACUGUUUGUAACUGUUUUUCGUUACUACUUGCUUUGAAGCGUGUUUGAAUUUGCUGUUUUUGGUUUUUGAACUUAUCUGUUUUAGCAGUAAACGACGGCGUUUUUGUAAAUAUGAUUUGUGUGCUUUUUUUCUGCUGUAAGGAGUAAGCAGCUGUAUAUUUUUGGUCAAAUUCAUCUAAAUUCCUUUAAGUUUUU